CUUACCAAGCCCCUAAGUUUUAUGUGAAUACAGUCAGCUACCUUCUCCAGCUUGCUGCUGUUUGUGUAAAGGGUCUUUUCAUAUGCAAAAGAAGGGGGAGGGGGAGUGUCUUAUUUGCCACUUACAGUGGGCUUUCCAGCUGCCUUUUCAACAGAGCUAAACGGACAGCUUCUAACUUUAACCAUUUUACUGGUAACCUGAAUACACAACCAAACAGAAUGUCUCAUGUGUUAAGGACCUUUCACAAGACCACCUUGUGUACGGCCAGGGGAAUUAAGAGAUGCAAUAGGAAUCUGUGCAAAUUGAAAGACUUAAACUCAUGCAUUGGAGUUAGAACACAACUAUUUAACCAAUGCACAUUCUCCACCCUUAUUUCUGCUAAAAGAGACUGCUAUAGUUACAUUGUCAUCGGUGCUGGUUCCGCUGGAUGUGUCUUAGCUAAUCGUUUAUCCGAAAACCCAGAUGAUACUGUACUUGUUUUGGAAGCUGGCCCAAAGGAUAUACAAUUUCGAAGCAAGAGAUUGUCAUGGAAGAUUCAUAUGCCAGCAGCAUUAAUGUAUAAUCUUUGUGAUGAUAAAUACAACUGGUUUUAUCAUACAGAACCGCAGGCCCAUAUGGACAACCGUGUCAUGUACUGGCCAAGAGGUAGAUUAUGGGGUGGAUCGUCUUCUCUGAAUGCAAUGGUGUAUGUACGUGGGCAUGCAGAAGAUUAUAACCGGUGGAGCAGAGAAGGGGCCACAGGCUGGGACUACAGCCAUUGUUUGCCCUACUUUAAAAAGGCGCAGGCGCAUGAGCUAGGCCCCAAUGAAUACAGAGGGGGAAACGGACCAUUACAUGUGUCCAGAGGGAAGACCAAUCAUGUUCUCCAUCAGAUGUUUCUUCAAGCAGCUCAGGAAGCUGGGUAUCCAUUUACCGAUGACAUGAACGGCUACCAGCAAGAGGGCGUUGGGUGGAUGGAUAUGACCAUAUACAAAGGGAAAAGAUGGAGCACGGCCAGUGCAUACCUUCAUCCAGCUAUAUCUCGCUCUAAUGUAACUGCUGAAGACAAAACACUUGUUACUAAGAUAGUCUUUGAAGGGCUGAAAGCUGUAGGUGUUGAAUAUAUCCAAAAUGGACAAAAGAAAAAGGCUUAUGUCAGUAAAGAAGUGAUUUUGAGUGGUGGGGCUAUAAAUUCCCCCCAGCUACUUAUGUUGUCUGGAAUUGGAAAUGCUGAUGAUUUAAAGAAGUUAGGAAUUCCUGUAGUCGCUCAUCUGCCAGGGGUUGGUCAGAAUCUCCAGGACCAUUUAGAAGUUUACAUCCAGCAGCAGUGCACUAAGCCUAUAACUUUGUAUAGAGCACAGAAACCAUUGAGAAUGAUAAAAAUUGGCUUGGAAUGGCUCUGGAAAUUUACAGGCGAUUGUGCUACAACACAUUUGGAAUCUGGGGGAUUUAUACGUAGUGCUCCAGGAGUCGAGCACCCUGAUAUUCAGUUUCAUUUUCUACCCUCUCAAGUAAUUGACCAUGGACGAGUUAAUCCAAUGUUGGAAGCCUAUCAGGUUCACGUUGGAACUAUGAGAGGUACCAGUGUGGGUUGGCUGAAAUUGAAUAGUACAGAUCCCAGAGAGCCUCUUAUCAUUAACCCUAACUAUCUCUCUACAGAAAAAGACAUUGUGGAUUUCCGCCAUUGUGUGAAAUUAUCCAGAGAGAUUUUUGCCCAGAAAGCUUUUGAUGAAGUCCGUGGACCUGAAAUCCUCCCAGGACCAAAUGUCAAGUCUGAUGAGGAUAUAGACGCCUUCAUAAGACAAAAGUCUGAUACUGCCUACCAUCCAUCCUGCACUUGUAAAAUGGGCCAACCAAAUGACUCCAGUGCUGUUGUUGACCAAGAGACAAAGGUGAUAGGUGUGGAGAAUUUAAGGGUCGUAGAUGCCUCCAUCAUGCCUAGCAUUGUCAGUGGGAAUCUUAACGCGCCCACAGUAAUGCUGGCAGAGAAAGCGUCGGACAUAAUCAGGGGAUUUCCAUCACUUGAAGAGAAGAAUGUUGCAGUUUAUAAACCUAAAACAUUAGAAAGUCAGCGAUAGGAAUUUCAACUUUAUUGCUCGAUACAAGUUAGAAAUGAUGACAAAACAAAGAUUAACCUGAGAAUUAUAUGUUUUUUUUUUUUAAAUUUAUAUUAGAUGUUUAAACAUUGAAGAAAUGUUUAGUCUCUGUAAACUUACCGACGCCACCAUAUUGUAACCUAGGGCCUAUUAGUUUUGCAAGCCAAUUAAUGUAUUUUAUAUCUUCUACUGAGACCAGUAGCCAUUUAUUAAUUACUAGCGUAUCACUUUCACAAGAUUUAAUGUCCCUUUAAGUGCUGAUAGAAAGAGGGGUGGGUCUAGACUUUAUAAAGUCGAGAUGCUCACAAAGAUUGCCACAUAGCUACAUAUCAAGGGUGGUGUGUGUAUGGGGGUGAGAUGGUCAUCAUUUCCCACUAGUUAUUAAAGUCCACCUUUCCAACAAUAUACCUCUCUUCUAGUCCUGGGUAGAGAAAAUGUAGAUGUGCUGAUACUACAUUAAUAAUUCCCCCCUGAUCUCAUACAAACAAUAGCGCAAGAAAGUUCUAGAUUUUAAUCCUAUUAUGAUAUAGAAAAUCCAAAUAUAAAUUGAAAUAUUACAUUUACUUAGAAUAUGUUUGUGUAGGUCAUCUGAUUUAAUUUGGGUUCUCCUCCCACAGGCAUGAAGGAAGCAGAUAAAGUAGAAUGAUUUGCAACAGUAAUUAUAAAGUGUAUUUAAUCACAGAGUAUAGUUGCCAUUUUGAAAGUAUCUGUAGGUAAAUUGUGGUUGCCCAGAUGUACAAGCAGAAACAAAUUAAACUAUUUACUACAA
Molecule: messenger RNA, 2844 nt
Organism: Bombina bombina (fire-bellied toad)
Lineage: Eukaryota; Metazoa; Chordata; Amphibia; Anura; Bombinatoridae
Gene: CHDH
Product: choline dehydrogenase
Exons: 8
Coding region: 219-2057 (612 amino acids)
Cellular component (GO): mitochondrial inner membrane
Molecular function (GO): choline dehydrogenase activity; flavin adenine dinucleotide binding
Source: RefSeq, a predicted model, not a curated record